This is a messenger RNA of Parascedosporium putredinis, 282 nucleotides long. The record is from the annotation of a GenBank genome assembly. NCBI's taxonomy places the organism in Eukaryota, Fungi, Ascomycota, Sordariomycetes, Microascales, Microascaceae.
AUGGAAUCCCUCCGCUUGACUAUACCUCAUUCGAUUCCGAGCUUGCUCAUUCACUCAAUAUUCUCGGAGUGCCGGGACAAGAAGUACCCUCUGCCUCACUUCGAAUUGGUCUCUGAUCGACGAGGGGGCCGGACAGCUUGGUCGAGCAGGGUCAUGGUCAAAGGCCAAGUGUUCCAGGCUCGGUUUUGGUACGAUGGAAAGAAUCUGAACAACGCCAAGGAAGAUGCGGCCCAGCUCGCCCUCGCCUAUGUGAAGAGCAGUCCCGCGUCUCCCUGGAGUUAA